UAAAGUUAUGUUGCUCUAGAACUUGCAGGAAGCAGGCAGCAAAUUGUCCCGCAGUUUUACAGAAGUUGUAGACGAAAGCAUUUGUUUUUAUUGUUAUGCAACAACUUUAAAAAUGUAUUGAGUGUUGUGAAAUUUAUUUUUGUGUUCAGCCAGCAUGGCUUUAAAGUGGUUAACCAUCUUCAUUGUUGUCAGCAAUUUAAGUACAGUAUAUCUUCACUCUAAAGUUGUUUAUAAACCAACGGAAUUUCCAUACUCAAGAUGCUAUGGAAAUGAUGAAAACAGAGUUACCUGUGAAAAACUAAAUAUCACUAAAGAAAGACAAGAUAAAGAGAGCAAAUGGCCACCAGGACCAUAUGCUGUACCAAUGUCAAAGUAUGGCUGCCCGGAGUCACAGACUCGGGGUUGGUUUAAAAGCUUUAUGAAGGGUAACAUGACAGGAUUAAGUAACGAUUCUGAAAGUAACUUCGAAGUAUCGGACUACUUCAAGACGCCAUUUCGAACAAAAACAUUUUCGCUAUAUUUUUGUGUGAAAUUCCGAAAUGAUUCCACACUUGAUACGGAACAAUGGAUUCCAGGGAAUUACAGUAUUUAUAAGAUCGGACCGUCGUGUCCUAAAGAAUUUGAGGACUCCAACAGAACACUUCCUGUAACUGAUGUUGUGUUGUCUGGUCAUGUUCCAAAUGUUGAAGUACUAGAAGGGCAAUCGGAAGAGUUCAUCAACAUUUCAACGUGUAUAAGAAAUAUUGUUAACAACACGGAAGACAUUCAGUCGAAUGUAACAUUCAAAAUGUUGGAAACUGACUUCAUUCUUGAAAAGGACCCAGAGGCAAAUUGCUCCCAGUUUAACGUAUCUACAGUGAUUCCGGGACAAACACAUUGUUUUUACAACCCAAAAGUCCAGCAAUUUAAUUACCGACAGGCAACAGAGUUGAUUCUUCAACAACAAUAUCUCUCCAAAUUUCAUCAAGAGACUGAUUUUGAAUUGUUCUUCAUUGACUGUCAACAUUCAUUUGAGGUCGUUAUGAUUGAAGUCACUGCUUCAAGUUUAGAAAAUAAGUAUUUCAAAUGUUUUGUCAAUGAUGCACCAUGGAAUUUACAGGAAUCACCACUUUGUAACAUUGAAAACGGUACUCUUCCUGGAAUAAUAUAUCUAAGGAGAACACGUGGUCGGUUUUUCCAAAAUUUAAACAAUACUAGUAAUAAACUGUCUGAGUUUAGGAUAUUUCCACCUGAAAAUUGGUGGAAUAUAGAUCAAGUGUUUGUACUUCCGAGACCAAUCAAAACAAGAUACGUAAAAUUCAGUGAUUCAUUUGAAAAGCCAGUUAACCAAUCUAGAUGUCUUAUUUUCAAAUUGUUUGGCUGUAAAUUGACACGUAAGUAG
Molecule: messenger RNA, 1381 nt
Organism: Ruditapes philippinarum (Manila clam)
Lineage: Eukaryota; Metazoa; Mollusca; Bivalvia; Venerida; Veneridae
Exons: 13
Coding region: 155-1381 (408 amino acids)
Source: RefSeq, a predicted model, not a curated record